Centropristis striata (black sea bass) is the source of this 4843-nucleotide messenger RNA. RefSeq names its product ADAM metallopeptidase domain 8b (gene adam8b). Lineage: Eukaryota; Metazoa; Chordata; Actinopteri; Perciformes; Serranidae. The transcript has 23 exons. Gene Ontology annotation, molecular function: cell adhesion molecule binding; metalloendopeptidase activity. Gene Ontology annotation, biological process: positive regulation of cellular extravasation; regulation of cell-cell adhesion; proteolysis. The coding region runs from base 43 to 2514 and encodes 823 amino acids. The record is from RefSeq and is a predicted model, not a curated record.
CACGGGGAGAAUAGCGGCGCUGCCCGGAGACAGAGCACCAGGAUGGGGGCGAGCCAGGUCCGUCUGUGGCUGACAUGGGUUUGUGUGGUGCAGAGCUCGGGGCUGUUGUCUCAUGUGGAGCGAUACGAGGUGGUCCGACCUCACAGACUGCAAGAGAGACACAGGAGGAGCCUGCAGGACCACCAGCUUUAUCCUGAUAUGCUUCAGUACGAGUUAACCAUUGAAGGGACGAACUACACAAUUCAACUGGAAAAAAACAGGAAUCUUAUUGGAGAAGAUUACACGGAAACACAUUAUUCAGACUACGGGAAGAGAGUGACAACGUCACCAAAUCAGGAGCUCUGCUACUAUCAGGGUCACAUCAGAGACCUGAGAGAGUCUGCAGUCAGCGUGAGCGUCUGCGCAGGCAUCAGUGGUUUUGUGAGAGUCCGGCAGCAGGUUUACCUGAUCGAGCCUCUGGGACGGUCUGAGGACCAGGACCACGCCGUCUACAGACGGGAGCACCUGAAGACCAGCAGCAGCGCUGGCUGUGGAUCCUCCAACAGCAGCACGCCAUACGACCAGGACCUGGACCAGGACCAGGGCCCCCGGCUCUCCGGCCUCUUCAGGUCCAGAUCAUGGAAAACCAAACCGAUCACAGGUCCACAGAGAUUCGUCGAGCUGUUUGUGGUGGUCGACAAUACAGAGUAUAAACGAUAUGGAAGUGAGACCAGAUCCAGAGUUCUGGAAGUUAUAAAUCACGUUGACAAGCUGUACCGUCCUCUGAACAUCCGUAUCAUGCUGGUCGGUCUGGAGAUCUGGACCUACAGAGACUUCAUCGAUGUGGACUAUAACUCGGAGACGACUCUGGAUCAUUUCCUGCUGUGGCGGCAGAGCGACCUGCUGCAGAGGAAGCAGCACGACAACGCUCAGUUUGUCACUGGCAAAGACUUUGACGGAGACACAGUGGGACUGGCCAAUAAGUUUGCCAUGUGUACUGAGAACUCAGGAGGAGUCAACCAGGAUCACCAUGACAACCCGGUAGGCCUCGCCUCCACCAUCGCUCACGAGAUGGGACAUAACUUCGGUCUGUCCCACGACGCUGCAGGCUGCAUGUGCGGUCCGUCCUUCAGCAGCGGGAACUGUGUGAUGGCAGAGAAGCUCAGGACUGGAAACGAGGCGUUCCCAGAGUUCUUCAGCAGCUGCAGCGUGGAGCAGCUCGCUGAGUUCAUGGAGCGAGCUCAGCCCAGCUGCCUGACCAAGCCCGCUUCCAUCAAGACCCUCGCAGCCGGCCCUCUCUGCGGGAACGCCCUGCUGGACCCCGGGGAGGAGUGUGACUGUGGCACGGUGGAGGAAUGUAAGAACUUGUGUUGUGACGCUUCGACCUGCCGGCUGACUGAAGGAUCCCAGUGUGCUGACGGACAGUGCUGCGAACACUGCCAGCUGAAGGCAGCAGGAAGCGUGUGCAGGAAGUCGGCGAGCGACUGCGACCUGCCGGAGUUCUGCAGCGGAGUGUCGGAGGAUUGUCCCGACGACAGCUUCGAGAUGAACGGGAAGCCGUGCUACGACCGGGCCGAGGGGUACUGCUACAACGGACAGUGUCCCACACACCAGCAGCACUGCUGGAGGCUGUUUGGAGCAGGGGCCAGAGUCGGAGCAGACGUGUGCUUCAAUCUGAACAAACGAGGAGAAGAAGGAGCGAACUGUGGGAGGAACAAAUACGGCUUCCUCUCCUGCACCGCAGCGAAUCUGAAGUGUGGAUCUAUAUUCUGUGGCGGCGGGGGCGAGUCCAUCACAGGCAAACGAGCGGCCUACAACCUGCAAAAGCUGGAGUGUAAACUGGCCGUGGACGACGACAAAACCAGGAACAUCGACAUGGUGCCGCAGGGAACCAGAUGUGGACCCGACAAGGUGUGCCUCGGGAACAGAUGUGUGGAGACGAGCGUUUACGGGAAAAAGGAGGAAUGUUCGAAAAAAUGCAACAACAACGGGGUGUGUAAUCACAAGAAUGAGUGUCACUGUGACGCCGGCUGGGCUCCUCCCUACUGCGACAUCCAGUACGCAGACCUGCCCGAAGGUCAGAAUGCGAUCAUAGCCGGUGUGUGUGCAGCUCUCUCCGUGCUGCUCAUUGUCACCGUGGUGAUCGCAGGACUGAUGUGCUGCAAGAAGGACAACAUGGACAACUACACCUCCAAAAGGAAGGUGCACUCGGCUCCGGACAGACUGAACCCGAUGUUCCAGGAGGCGAGUGAUAAAGACAGACCUCAGAUCAGUCCGCCCACCUUUAUGGAGACGACAGCCACGCAGGCCUGCUCUCCUCUGCUGUCUGUUCGUCCCUGCAGAGCUCCACAGCCGCCACAGAAACCCUCCUCAGCCUCGCCUGCCUCUCUCACUGAGCCAAUGAAACCUCGACCUCCGGCUAAACCUUUACCUCCUCUGAGUCACACUCAGGGUAAAUUUGUUAGACCCAGCCCUCCUCCUCCUCCUCCUCCUCCUCCGCCCGCAGUCAAGCCGCAGCUCCACAGACUCACAUGAAACAACCCUGAAACAAUCCUGAAACAAUCAUGAAACAUGAAUCAUUACAGGACGUCUGACCGCAGCAGAAGACUUCAGCAGCUGAACGUACAGAAGAGAGAGAGUGAGUCAAAAAGACCAAAGAGGAAAAGUUUACUCUUUGUCUUAAAGAUGCUGUAUGUGUAUGUGUGUGUGUGUGUGUGUGUGUGCGUGUGCGUGUGCGUGCUUGUUUCUGCUCUCUUGCUUUAACAACCAGUCGUCUCAUCACAGAGUGAGGUCAGGACGGUGCUCAUGUAAAGAUGUAGUUUUUAAUAUUUAUUAUGUGUCUGCGUGAGGGACUGUAUGACAGUUAUUAGAGGGUGAAGGUGGGUCAAAAUAAGAGGGGGGAGGGGAUGUUUUAUUCCUGUUUGAUGAAGGUUAACUUGAAUUUGAAUAAAAUGAUUCAAUCUUAAGUCUUUUUUAGACAUUCCAAAUAUUAUCGGACCAAAUUGAUGAAAUUCUGCCAGAGAAGCAAGUCGUUUUUUGGGGGUUGUGACAAUACAGAAGUCUUCUCUUUGGGGAAAAAGUCUCUUUGGGCACCAUGGAAUCAUGUGAGGGACAGGGAAAUUAUAAUUCUCCUCUUUCACCACUUUGUCCGAAGGGCUUCUUCGUCCUUGCAGCUCGGUCACGUCCCAAUUUCGAUUUCCGUUCAUUUAGUCACUGAUUCUCAACUCAUCUCAACUUUAUUUGUAAAGCACUUUAAAACAACCACAGCCGCAACAAAGUGCUGUACAUAAACAAACAGAACAAGAGACAAUAAAAUAAAUAAAACAGGAAUAAACACUAAAAUACAUAGAUUCAUUGCUUUUUAAACAAUAUAAAAAACAAUAAAUAAAAGCAGACCAUAAAAACACAAAAACAAGAGCAGAGUCUCAUGCGUGGUUAAAAGCCAAGGAAUAAAAAUAGGUUUUAAGAUGAGUUUUAAAAAUGGACAGUGAGGAGGCUUGUCUGAUGUGCAAAGGUAGCUCAUUCCAUAGUUUGGGGGCUGCAACAGAGAAAGAUCUGUCCCCUCUGAGCUCCGUUUGGACCUCAGUGCCUCCAGGAGCAGCAGAUCAGCUGACCUGAGGCACCGAGCAGGAGCGUAGGGGUGGAGGAGCUCAGAGAGGUACAGUGGGGCGAGACCAUUUAAAGAUUUAAAAACAAAUAAAAGAAUCUGAUGCUGAAAACUGUUCAUUUGAGAGCUCUUGGUUACAAAACAGAGUGGCUGAAACGUUUGGGAUGCACUAUUUUAUGCAAACUUUAGUUUUUAGCAAAUUUUUUUUGUCUCCACCAACUCCUUCUACAUAGUCGGUUCAUAAUUUGGUCAUAAACAACUCAAUUUCUUUCCGUUUCUUGAAUUUGUUUGAUGAUUUCAGUGUCAGCCCUUACUGACAGAAACUAUCAAAUCUUUGUUGGCGUUUUCAUAUAAAUGAGCGAUUUUCUUCACCCCUGGAUGUUUGUUUUCUCCGAGGUUUGUGCCAGUCAUGGUGUACAGUCAUGGAAAAAAUUAUUAGACCAUUGUUUCCUCUCAUAUCUUGGUAUCAGCUCUUAAAUUAAACUCUUAUCAGCUAUUUCUGUUAUCAUUAUAUUUAUCCAAACAAAUGUACCUUUAGUUGUACCAGGCAUUAAAACGAAUAAAGAAAUGAGAGAAAACAAGGGUGGUCUAAUAAUUGUUACCAUGACUGUAUAGAAACGUCAUCAAGUUCCCAGACCUUUGCUCUUUACUCAGAAGUCUGUUUAAUGUCGACUCACUCUAACUGAUUCAGACACGUUUCAUUCUCACAAUCAGCUCUUUUUAGAUUUUCUAGAUUUUCCUCUCUACCAGACGGCCAACACAUUUUUCGUAAUAAAGACACUGAUAAUAUUCACUCUAAGUUUGUAUUUAAAAAGUUGCAUCAAUUCAACACUGUUACAUUAUUUUUAGAUUUUAUGAAGAAGGUUGAGAUGAUUCUUUCCUCUUGUAAAGUUAAACAGAGCCGAGCUUCAGCUUCCUUCACACUGUAAUAAUCUUCACACAGUCCUUGACCUGUCGGAGCCAGUCGGCCUUCUGAGGCUCAUUUUAUCUCUUUGUACUUGAAAACCUCUGAACGGUACAAACGCUGUUGACACGUUUUUACUGCAUAUUUAUGUUUCUGUGUGACAGUCACAGGGUUUCACACCGUGAUGGUUAAAGUUUGUAAAUGUAAACACUGAAUGAAACCCGAUGAGAGGUUCUUUUGUUCUUUUUUUUUUGCACUUUAUAAUAAAACAUGAUCCUGUUCUGCAGCAGAUCACACUGUUCACACUGUUCCUGCUGUUUAUAACAUGAUUAAAGGUCUUUGUGUUGUGUUGA